GGCGGGACCGGAGCGGCCGCCGCGUCAGUGCUGUGCCGAGGUGGCUGGAAGCUGGCCAUGUUCUGAAGCGGUUCUCCCGGACUCGCCUCGGAUCCGCGCGGUGCAGCUCGCGGCUCUCGGUGGAGGAACCGUCCGCCCCGCGUCCCCCGCGCGGUGCUCGAAUCAUGGCAAGUCCAAGAACGAGGAAAGUUCUCAAGGAAGUCAGAGCACAAGAUGAGAACAAUGUCUGCUUUGAAUGCGGUGCGUUUAACCCCCAGUGGGUGAGUGUGACUUAUGGAAUCUGGAUCUGUCUGGAGUGCUCAGGAAAGCACCGAGGCCUGGGGGUCCACCUCAGUUUUGUGCGUUCUGUAACUAUGGACAAAUGGAAAGAUAUUGAGCUGGAGAAAAUGAAGGCUGGAGGUAACAGCAAAUUUCGAGAGUUUUUGGAGUCUCAGGAUGACUAUGAUCCCUGCUGGUCAAUGCAAGAGAAGUACAACAGCAAAGCUGCAGCUCUUUUUAGAGAUCAGGUUGCUACAGUAGCUGAGGGCAAGGAGUGGUCCCUUGAAACUUCUCCUGCCAGGAACUGGACACCACCUCAACCUAAAACGUCUCUCUCUUCCACCCAUCGUAGCUCUGCUGGACCUUCUCAGAACGCAACUGCCUCUUCUGACAAGGCUUUUGAAGACUGGUUAAAUGAUGAUGUCAACUCCUACCAAGGCGGCCAAGAGAAUCGCUACGUAGGGUUUGGAAAUACAGUAACCCCUCCAAAAAAAGAGGAUGACUUCCUGAAUAAUGCCAUGUCUUCGCUGUACUCUGGAUGGAGCAGUUUUACAACUGGAGCAAGCAAGAUUGCCUCGGCUGCUAAGGAGGGUGCUACCAGGUUUGGAUCUCAAGCAAGUCAAAAGGCGUCAGAGUUAGGUCAGACAUUAAAUGAAAAUGUUCUCAAACCUGCACAGGAAAAGGUGAAAGAGGGGAAAAUUUUCGAGGAGGUCACCGUGGGGGUAUCACAGUUGGCCAGCAAGGUUCAGGGAGUUGGGAGUAAGGGAUGGCGAGAUGUCACCACUUUCUUUUCUGGGAAACCAGAUGAUCAUUCUGAAAGACCAGCUGAGGGAGACAGCUACCAGAACAGUGGAGGGGAGGGCUACCAGAACAGUGCUGUAGAUCAAAGCUUCUGGGAGACCUUUGGCAACUCAGACCCACCCAAAGCUCAUAAAUCUCCAAGCAGUGAGAGCUGGACCUAUGUGGACAAUUCCACAGAGAAGAAGAGCUCCGAUAGCUGGGACGUGUGGGGCUCAGGAACAGUCUCCAACAACAAGAACAGUAACAGCGACAGUUGGGAAAACUGGGAAACCAACUGGGAAAACACAGGAGGGGAGAACAAGGCCAAAAAACCUCCUAAGGCAACAAAAAAGGCAUCUUCAGCUGAUGAUAAGUGGGAUGACUGGUAGAACUGUUAACCCUGUUUUGUGCAGCUAGGGAAGGGAGACCACGCUGGCUGAUGGAGAGGAGAAAGUUUUACACACAUCUGGAGUAUCUUGGUUGACCUUACUGAUGUGUUACUUUUUGUGCUUUUUCCAUUUGUUUUCCUUCUGCCCCAACUUAGGAAGAAAAAACAAGUAGUGUCUGAAUCUUUUAUUAUGCAAAGAUGAUUCUCUCAUCUUUAUGGAUAGUGAGAAAUAUAUGUUCUCCUUGCACUAUUGAGGCUGGGUACACUGACUUUAAGAGCAAUUUGAAAGACACAAGCACGUUUUAAUGCCAUACUCUUGCAUGUGUAAGCUCGUAGGUAUUCAUCCAGUCUUCAUAUAAUUUGAGAUGACCAGAGAUGUUUAACACAAAUAAAGAACAGGCUGUAUCUUGAAAAAGGCAGCCUUUCAACGAGCAAGCUGCACUUGAGUAGAUCCAGCUGAAAUGCCUUAUGGAUUGCUGUGACAGGACGAGGUCUGGCAAUUCAAACUGGUCUGUAAGAUACUUUUUAUUGGAGCUUUGUUUUUAAUCUUUGUGAGAUUUUUAGAUUUUCCAAGUUAUUUUCUCCCCUUAGGAUCAGGAUUCUAGAGGUAGAUGAUGAUUUGUUCCCACUCAUCAUUUGGGCAGCCUGAGCUAUCAAGGGAUGUUCAGAAUGGCUCCUUGUGCACUGUAAAUUCUUAACCCAUCAAGCAGGAGGAGCAGCUCUCCUACAUGGCUGUGAUGCAGUGCUGUGUAUCCUCCUUCCUUGCCUUUACCCUUCUCCCACUCUGAGUAUUUUGUAGGGUCUGUUUUGUUUUUUAAGUCUUUUUUCCUUAUAUCUAUCUACGUUAUCUAUACUGACAAAAAUGAGAUCUUCCUGCUGUUCAUGGCCUUCUGGACAUCUGUUUGGCAACUAAGCAGCAAAAUGAGUUAGGAAGAAAAAAAGAAAAGAUUCCAGUAAGAAAAAAAGCAUGGAAAAUAUGAGUACAUCAAGGAGAGAGUCUGGCAGCGAGCGCCUUCCAGGAUGAGUAGAUGUCUAUGUUUAAUAGUAAAACUUAGAUUAAGCAGAUGUUUUCCAAAUUAAUCUUUAAUAUGUCAAACUGUAUCUCUCUGUCAUGUACUUCUCCACGUUUUCUUCCUGGAUCCUGUUAGAGGAAUAUAAUUUUGGAAGCUUCAGGAACUCCUUGUCAGCAUUAAGGAAUGGGAUAGAAGGUCCAGUUCUGUCUCAGUCUUAACCCCCAAAGGUGCUUCUCAUUGCAUGAACCAUAAUGUAUACAAAAGACCUGUGAUCUUUUAACAGAUUUUUGUAUUUUUUGUUUGUAUUUUAGGUGGUGGAUCAUAAAUGUACACUGCCUGAAAACAAUCGAACUUUAAUUCAUGACAUCAUUACAUAGUUUGCUUUGGCAGCAGCAUGGAGUUCUGUACUGUGGACCCUGCAGAUCUUAAUCCCUAUCCAAAAAGCCUUUUAUUUCUAAAAGUAGUGAAUUGUUUGAGCAACAGUGGGUCAACACCUGGAUCUUGAUCGGGUCAAGCUACUGAAGUUACCUCAAAUGUUUUUAUUUUGUGUUUGGUUUUUUUUUCCCCCCUCAUCAAGGAGGAAAAAAGCUCAUCACAGACUUUUUCCAGACUGUAGUGAUAUUGAUAAGUCAAAAAAUUAUAUCCAGCAGCUAAAAAGCAAAGGGGGAAAAAGGAAGGAGCCUACAAAUCACUCCCAAAUGUAGCAGAUAUUAAAGGCUUACAAUCUUUGCAAAUACCAUACAGGUAUUUGUCCUGAUUCUGUAUUAUUUUUAGCAUGACUUUUCAGAUAACGAACAAAAUAUUUCCCCAGCCUUCUCUAGCCCCGUCCUGCAACGGUUGCAUUUCUUUUUUUCUUUUUCCCCUUUGCUUCUGCUGAGGCAAUGCUCCGAAGCUCACGCAGUGUGUGGUGCUGCUCAGCACCCAGGUCUGGGCUGAGCCAUGCCUGCUUCCCCUUGGGGGGUGGUGAGAACAGGACAGAUCUCGGUUUGCAGCGCUGCUGUUGCUGCUAUUGACAGAUGGUUACAGCCUUGCCUGUGGGAUUUUGUUCUACUUCUCCUCUUCCAGGUAUACUUCUGUUAUCACUUAGUUGCAUGUCAAGCAGAACUCUGUCUCUUUAUUCAUUUACCUCUGUUGCCUGCUUGUCACUUGUCUGUGGUGCAGUACGUGGCUGUGAUGCACAUCCUUGAGGGCCACACACUGCAGUGUAUGUGAAGGAGCCCCUGCUGUGUCCCCAACUGAUGGUCAGUCCUUGUGACAUCCUGCAGCAGUGUUAGCAAAGUGCAUCUGCUGCACUGCAUUGCUGGUGUCUGUCUGGAGUGAUGCAGAGCUGAAUCAGCCUCCUCUGGACAAACUCGGUGUGGUUUCUUUUCAUAAAGCUCCUGAAAUAGCUGGUAGUGGGAUAAACUUUAUUUUAGUGUUUUCAGUCAGCAGUGGUGUGACGUUUGCAUACAUUCUCAGCUGUGUGCUUUGCCUAGGAGAAAACUGGUUUAUUUAUAUCUCUCUUGUAGCUAUGAUUGGAAUGAACCUUUUGUUUGCUUUUCUGGUUUUAAUUCUGCAUUUUUGAGAUUGUAUUUCGUACAUUCAUGUAAAUGGCCAGAGCCCUCUAAGGUUUUGGGGCAUUAAUUUUUCUUCCAGUUCAGGUGACAACAACAGAGCAGUAUCUCUCUUGAUACAGUACCCAGAAAGGUGUUACUGGAAGAAACUAAAAGCCAACAUCAUGGCAGAAAGUGGAACAGCAACCACAGAUCUCACGUGCUGACUGGCUUUGGUUUGAUGGACAGAUUGGUAUUUUUUUAGGGACUUGUUUGAAUCUGUGCAUUUUGUCAUGUCUUCCAAAGGAGAGAGGAUGAAAUGAGAACACUUUCUAUUGUGCAGCUCCAGUUUUAUUGGACUCCUUGUUUAAGAGUGUAUUCAGAAGCUUGUGCUGUUUGAAGUUAUUGUGUGUAGAGGGAAUGUUUAUUAACAUUCCCCUCCUUUCCUCAAUUCCUCUUCUUUUUUUUCCCCACUCCUGAUCAUGAGCCUUUUUGAUAGGUGAACAUCACUUUCCUUUCAAUCCCACAUCAGUUAUUAGCAGUUCUGAGUCAUGCAAGCAAACUGCCAGGGGUGUUUCAGCGGUGGCUGAAAUUGCAGCUGGACCAACCAGACAUUGCAGUGAUGGAUAGCAGUUUCCUUUGCACAGCUUUAAUUUUGGAAGGCACAGAGCAGUUGGAUUCCACCAGGUAGCCUGAAAUCAGAGAAACAUUGAGAUGUUCAGGCUGAGUGCUGCUUCCAAAGAGAGCGUUCCCAGGCAGAAAGUGAGGCUCAUUGUAGAGUUGGGGAUUGCUUUCAAACAUUUCACUUGUGUUUUGGUGCCUCCUAACAAUCACUGUGUGUUCAAGAAGUGCUUGGCCAGCUAUUCCUGGUGCUGAGACCUGAAGGGUAAUGCUUCUUUUGUUUUCCCAGGCAGACAUGUAACAUUCCAUGGGUUCAUCAUGUAUUUAUGAGUGUGAUGAUCUGUGCAAUAACUUAAGUGUAGGUAAAACGUUUCUUGUUUAAUCCAGGAUACAUUUAAAGAUACAGUGGUCUUUGGAAAUAGCUGACAGCCAACCAAGGUAUUUCAGUUCUCCCUCUACUUUGGCAAUUCUAAAUUCUAUUAAUGAUGGAUUGAGCAAUCAGUGACUUAAACAGAAAUCAAGAAACACGAUGAUGCACAUCAUUAGAGUUUGAUUGUAACGGUUCACGGUGAUCUCUCAUUGUAGAGCCAUUUUUCAUUAUUGAGGCCAGCAGAAACCUGGUCAGUCUGGAAUGCUGUAUCUUUAAUUUUCCUGACGUGUUUCAUGUGAAGUUCACAGGAAUGGCAAUUUCAGUGAACGCUAUUCAUUGUUCUGUAGAGUGAUACCAGACUUGAACUGCAGUGUCAUCUUUUAAAGAGCAUUCUAAUAAAGCAAAGAGCUAUGGA
Molecule: messenger RNA, 5377 nt
Organism: Lagopus leucura (white-tailed ptarmigan)
Lineage: Eukaryota; Metazoa; Chordata; Aves; Galliformes; Phasianidae
Gene: ARFGAP1
Product: ADP ribosylation factor GTPase activating protein 1
Exons: 14
Coding region: 165-1427 (420 amino acids)
Biological process (GO): regulation of ARF protein signal transduction; regulation of endocytosis
Cellular component (GO): Golgi membrane
Molecular function (GO): GTPase activator activity
Source: RefSeq, a predicted model, not a curated record